This is a messenger RNA of Sesamum indicum (sesame), 1726 nucleotides long. Its product is annotated as Radical SAM superfamily protein. The record is from RefSeq and is a predicted model, not a curated record. Gene Ontology annotation, biological process: rRNA base methylation; tRNA methylation. Lineage: Eukaryota; Viridiplantae; Streptophyta; Magnoliopsida; Lamiales; Pedaliaceae. Gene Ontology annotation, molecular function: iron-sulfur cluster binding; RNA methyltransferase activity.
CUAGUUUGCAAACACCCAACAAAUACCAAUAUGUGGAGACAAAAAAUAGAAACCCUUUAAACUGCAAAAUUGGAUUAACUUUCGCCGAUGGCAUACAAAUCGGUGUUCGAUGCUUCCGCCAUUAAAUCCGAGUUUCAGAGCGCCGGUGUAAACCCUAAUUUCGUUCCACUCGUCUGGAAGCACGUCUUGCUAAAUCCUCAUUGCCGAUGGGAUGAAAUCCCGUCGUUGCCUUCCGCAGCUUAUACUCUCCUCAAUUCCAAGUUCAAACCCUGCACUUCAACUCUUCAUUCCGCCGUAGAUUCUUCUGACGGGGUCACUACUAAGCUCCUCAUCAAACUACAGAAUGAAGAAUUUGUGGAGGCUGUGAUAAUGAGAUAUGAUACCCGAUUGGGUAAAUAUGAUGGAAAGCCUCGUCCUGGUGGCCCUAGGUCAACCCUGUGCAUAUCCUCUCAGGUUGGCUGCAAAAUGGGUUGCAACUUUUGCGCAACAGGAAGUAUGGGAUUUAAAAGCAAUCUUUCAUCAGGAGAAAUUCUGGAACAAUUAGUGCAUGCUUCUCGCAUAUCAUCCAUUCGAAAUGUUGUUUUUAUGGGAAUGGGAGAGCCACUAAACAAUUACUCUGCGGUGGUGGAAGCUAUCAGAGUCAUGACUGCUCCUCCAUUUCAGCUGUCACCAAAGAAAAUUACUGUCUCAACGGUUGGUGUGAUCCAUGCUAUUAGCAAGCUGCAGAGAGAUAUACCAAACUUGAACCUUGCAGUGUCACUGCAUGCGCCAGUACAAGAUAUCCGCUGUCAGAUAAUGCCUGCUGCAAGGGCUUUCCCUUUGGAAAGACUAAUGAAUACAUUGCGAGAAUAUCAAACUAGCAGUCAGCAGAAAAUAUUUAUCGAGUACAUAAUGCUUGAUGGCGUGAAUGAUGAGGAGCAGCAUGCCCACCUGCUUGGCAAAUUGCUAGAGACAUUUCAAGUGGUUGUGAACUUGAUUCCUUUUAAUCCAAUUGGCUCUCUAAGUUCUUAUAAAACCAGCAGCCAUGUGAAAGUGACAAUAUUCCAGAGAAUACUUAGAGGCACUUAUAACAUCCGAACAACAGUCCGUAAGCAAAUGGGUCAAGACAUAAGUGGUGCAUGUGGUCAGCUGGUUGUUAGUAAGCUGGAUAAGAGGUCCCGUAGUAGUGCAGACCACUUAACUGACAUUGAAGAUCUUCAUAUUUGAUUUUUCAGACUGCAGUAUAUUACAAUGGAAUUAACUUCCCUCUUGAAGAACUAGCAAUACACUGGACAAGUUAUGAAUUUAGCUGCUGUUGCCUUAAGAGUUGUGGAUGAAAAGCAUCUGUCUUGAUGUCCACAUUUGCUCUCAAGUUUAUAAGCAAAAGAUGUAAAACAACUUCUUGCUGCUGUUUGGGGUUCUAAUCUAUGUUGACCUAAUCCUGUAACCCUCAGGUGUUACUUAGCUUAUGCUAAAAGAAAUUUGGUUUCUUUUAUUAACUCCUAGAAUAGGUGCAUCAAACUUAGAGAAAAAGGUUUGACAGUCAUGUUCCAUCAAAUCACGAUACUUGUUUGCGGUACGCUCGGAACUACAAUGCAGCAGCAAAUGUUCUGCAAUCACAAAAAAUAUCAUGGUAUUGUCAGAUUAGCAACUUUUAGGUUGAUCUGUAUUUGAAUGAACCUUUAUUUCUUUCUUAAUAAAUAAAUAAAAAAAAAACACAAUUAGCUGUAGGUUGUUUAUUAUUCAA